This is a messenger RNA of Helianthus annuus (common sunflower), 414 nucleotides long. RefSeq lists its product as uncharacterized. The record is from RefSeq and is a predicted model, not a curated record. The transcript has 2 exons. The annotation marks the transcript as partial. NCBI's taxonomy places the organism in Eukaryota, Viridiplantae, Streptophyta, Magnoliopsida, Asterales, Asteraceae.
GAAUACGAAUCUCUCCACCGUGACUUGAACAUUGGAUUCGGUACAUGGGAAUUUGAUCCAACAGAAAUUGAAAACCCGUUUCCAGAAAACGAAGGGGGUAACGAAGGUUAUGUUCAUAUAUGGCAGGGUGAUGAGUAUAUUCUUGUGCCCGUGACACCGCAACGGUAUAUAGCCCAACAACUUCCAUGGAUAAACUAUCACGAGCUAACGGGUGCGAGCCACAUGUUCCCGUAUGCUGAUGCGAACUGUUAGUUCAUAAUGUUGUUUUUGGGCUUGAUUUCUAGCUUCCUAUUGUCUUAAACAAACCAUUGUUAAGAUAAUACAAUACUGGUAGUAUAUUUAGCGUUAUGCUUUAGGGUUUGAAGUUGAUAGUUAAAACAUAUGGUAAUGCGAUCAUGUUAUUUUAUCGUGUUA